CUGCUGAGCUUUCCAAAUCUGUUCCUGUCUCUGUCUUGCCUGUAACUCUCAUCCCCACAUCCUUUACUUGUAUCUUCACUGGGCUUGCAGGAAGUAAAACAAAACGACCGGCCAAAAUGUCUGAUAAAAAGAUGUCAACGAGCCGUAGGAACUACCUGAAGAGCUUGAUGCUCCAGAUCGCUGCCGGCUUGCUCGAGGCUGAGGAGGUCGAGGCCGAGGCAGAGAAGGCCAGGUACAUGGAGGAGAACUGCCCUGCCCCAGAAUUGUUGGUAUGCAUGGCAGAGCUCACGGACUUGUGCAAAAAGCUCCAUCAGAAGAUCGAGAAGGUUGAUGAGGAGAGAUACGACAUGUCAACCAAGGUGACCAAGUCCGAGAAGGAGGUUGAGGAUCUGAAGAUGAAGGUAGUUGAACUGAAUGGAAAGUUCCGGAAGCCCGUCCUGAAGAAAGUACGUAUGUCUGCUGAUGCUAUGCUCCAGGCUCUGCUGGGCUCCAAACACAAGGUGUCCAUGGAUCUGAGGUCCAACCUGAAGCAAGUCAAGAAGGAGGUCAAGGAGGAGGACAAAGAUGCUGUGGGUGACUGGCGUAAGAACAUCGAAGACAAAUCAGACAGAAAGAAGAUGUUUGAGACUCAUAAGGAGUAGAAACGAAACCUGUCUGGAACUCUUCUGACAAAUAUCCACGUGUAUAAUCAAAUACUCCAGCUUUGACGAGCUAUGUGUUGGGAGUUCCAUUUGUCCCCCCUUGGAUAUCUAGUCUUUUGUUUCACACGUAACACAAAAACAGUUACGUGACUCCCCCCAAAAAAUAUAUUGUGCAAUAUUUAUACUAAUUGUCAUCAAAUAAACCCUGGUCAGCUAAUAGAAA
Salvelinus fontinalis (brook trout) is the source of this 864-nucleotide messenger RNA. Its product is annotated as troponin I, fast skeletal muscle-like. The transcript has 7 exons. Lineage: Eukaryota; Metazoa; Chordata; Actinopteri; Salmoniformes; Salmonidae. The record is from RefSeq and is a predicted model, not a curated record. Gene Ontology annotation, biological process: muscle contraction. Gene Ontology annotation, cellular component: troponin complex. The coding region runs from base 117 to 641 and encodes 174 amino acids.